UCCAAAAUGUAUUUAAAACGGGGCAGGUGAAACUGAAUCCUGCCUGAGUAGACAGCACUUCUGCCUCAUCAUUCAGAAUCUCCGCUACAACAGCUCCCUCUGUCGCCCGGUCCGCGAAAUGACCUCAGGUUUGACGUCAAGCACUUUUUGUGGACUACAACUACCAGGAGCGACCGCACACCGUGGACAUUGUAGUCCAGUAAAAACGGGCUGCUGUGAGAUUAAUCAACUUCUGCAGCGUUUAGAUAUUUAUUAUAACGAGGUCCUGACCUUUGCGGUGAGGAGCAGAGACUAGCAGGACGGUUUAUCGGUCCGGAUACGCAGGAAAGUCUGUAGCUAUGUUUACAGCCUCGACCGGCGUUACGUUUCCUGGUGUUUUGGGCUGAGUGUGUAUUUUGUGGAGGAUCACGGAGGAGAGGAAUCAAUGAGGGAACCGAGAGAGACCACCAGCGAGACCUCCCAAACCGCGAGACUCUGACUGAAUUUCUGGAGAAGACUGGGGACGAAAAGAAAAACAGCCCCGUGGCUCUGACUGCGGAGGAGAUCACCUGUCAGCUUAUUAGCCGUUGACUUUAGCUAGUUAACAGAGUUAACAGUAGCUAGUUAGCUUCUGUGCGGCUGUGAGACGCUGUGCUGAGUUCUCUGUUGUGUGACCUUAAUGAAUCAGCCCUGCUGUGUUUAGUUAACGUUAGCUGUUAUAUGUAUGAUUCCUCAGCCUUUUCUGGAUGGGAUUCCUUCAUUCGUAGCUUAGCUAGUCCACCCUGGUCCUCUGCCAUACUGUAGAGUUUAGUAAUCUGCCAGCUCAGGGUGUUAACCGACCAUAUCCGGGGAGAUAGCGUUAACGUUAGCGUUGACAUUAACGUAACGUUAUGUCAACAAGCCCUGCUAGCUAGCCGGCCAGUCCAACAGUUAGCUAAUAAACUAGCUGCAUUCAAAGCUAGGGGUAGUUAGCGUUAUGUCUUGCUUGUGACUCACCCGAGAGGUAUCCUUAGCUAGCCAGGUAGAAAGCCAGACCAGUUUUUAGAGUUGCUGUUAGACGGGCUGUUAGUGUAGAUUACCUAGUUAGCUUGUUAAAUUAGCAGUUCAUUCUAUUGCUAGCUCCUUCAGUCCUAUCCUAGCUAGGUUAACUGACUAUAUAUAGUUAACUAUCUUAUUUAAACGGGUAGCUAACAGCUAUUUGUUUGGUUAUCUAACCUAGUUAGCUUACCUAUGUUAACUUAUUUCUGACAAAGCAGCUCAUUUUCGAGCUCCCUCGCUCUAUCUCUUCAUCUCUGAGUGUUUACCCUCGUUUACCCUAGUUAACUAACUAGCUGACCUAGUCCUCGUUUAUUAUUAUUUUUUCUUCCCUCGUUCCCUCGUUGAACUGGAGACGUUAUCCUAGCUAAAGCCGGUGGACAUUACUUGGACCCACAACAGGCUGUAAUUCAUGUUAUAUAACUUCACCCGGCACGCUUUCUUGUUGUGAGAGUGACCAUGAAGAAGUUCUUCGAUUCCCGGAGGGAAAUGGUCGGGUCUGGGCCCGGUUCGGCGGGGGGAGGAGGCGGCGUUGCCGGGUCCGGCAGCGGAGGCACUUUCAUCGGUCGAGUUUUCACCAUCGGCCGCUAUCAGGUGACCGUGGACGAGACCAUUGCUGAAGGUGGUUUCGCCAUCGUGUUUCUUGUGCGCACCCAUCAGGGCGUCCGCUGUGCUUUGAAGAGGAUGUACGUGAACAAUGAACAUGACCUUCAAGUCUGCAAGAGAGAGAUUCAGAUCAUGAGGGAUCUGGUAGGAAACAAAAAUAUCGUCGGCUUCCUGGACUCCAGUAUCACAGCAGUGGGUUCAGGAGAUGUUUGGGAAGUUCUUAUAUUAAUGGACUUCUGUAGAGGUGGUCAGGUGGUGAAUCUGAUGAACCAGAGGCUGCAGACUGGUUUCAGUGAGCCGGAGGUGCUGCAGAUUUUCUGUGAUACGUGUGAAGCUGUGGCUCGACUGCAUCAGUGUAAAACCCCCAUCAUCCACCGAGACCUUAAGGUGGAGAACAUCUUGUUGCAUGACCGAGGUCACUAUGUCCUGUGUGAUUUCGGCAGUGCAACAAACAGGUUCCAGAACCCUCAGGCGGAGGGCGCCGCCACGGUGGAGGAGGAGAUUAAAAAGUACACAACUCUAUCAUACAGAGCUCCAGAGAUGGUGAAUCUGUACGGUGGGAAAAUGAUCACCACCAAAGCAGAUAUCUGGGCCCUGGGCUGCUUGCUGUAUAAGCUGUGUUUUUUCACACUGCCGUUCGGAGAGAGUCAGGUGGCCAUCUGCGACGGCAGCUUCACCAUCCCAGACAACUCACGUUACUCCCAGGAUAUGCACUGCCUCAUACGUUACAUGCUGGAGCCGGACCCCGACAUAAGGCCAGAUAUCUACCAGGUGUCUCAUUUCGCCUUCAAGCUGGCGCGCAAAGACUGCUCAGUACAGAAUGUCCAUAAUUCACCAAUCCCUACAAAACUUCCUGAACCAAUCAGAGCAAGUGAGGCUGUGGCUAAGAAGAGUCAAACUAAAGCCAGACUUACUGAUCCAAUCCCUACAACUGAAACCUCCAUAGCACCACGGCAACGACCCAAAGCUGGCCAGGCUCAGCCAAUCACAGGCAUUCUGCCCAUACAGCCUGCCCUGACACCUAGGAAGAGAGCGAAUGCCCCGGCGGGACCAGCUCAACCAAUCAGUGUGAACCUAGCCUCUCAGCCCGUCACUCCGGUUCAGUCACAGAAGCCCCCAGCUCAGCAGCCUCUUCCUGUGACACAGCAACAAGCUCCCCCUGCCACAGUGCAGGCCUCUCCUUCUCCAUCUCAGCCUGGGCAGCAUGGGCAGCUGUUUGUUCAGCCUCAAGCUGCAGGAUUUUUUCCUCCUCAGCAACCGCUCCCACACCAAGUCCAGAAUCUCUACUCGCCCCAGCAUCAAAACACCAGCUAUCCUGUGCAGACCACUCCAUCUGCACAGGCCAGAGUUAAAGCCAUGGCUCCCCCUCCACCUGUCCAGAACCCACAACCCAGCAGCAUGGCUGCACCAGCCCCGGCUUCUGCCCCAGUUCCAUCCCAAGCACUAGUCCCAAACCCAAUCCCAGCACCAGUCCCAACUCCAACCCCAACCCCAGCAACAGUGCUGGCCAGAGCCAAAGCAAUGGCCCCUGGCCCUCCACCUGCACAGCCCUCUCAGACAAACCCUCCACCUGUCCGCAUAAAAACUAAAGCCAUGGCUCCUCCCCCACCCACACAGCCCCAGCCAACUGCUGCUAGCCCACCUUCCAAUAAAGCUUCCCCGCCUCCACCUCCAGUCUUAGAAGAGGCGGUAGAUCCUGACGUGGAUUCUGAGGAGAUGUCAUUUGCUGGUGGACGUCCAGGCCAUAAAGUGGGCUCUCUGACUCCACCUUCCUCUCCUAAGACAGCCCCCAGAGGAGGACACCGGCGCAUCCUGAGUGAUGUCACACACAGCACCAUAUUUGGAGUCCCUGUUAGCAAGUCCACUCAGUUAUUACAGGCUGCAGCGGCCGAAGCUAGUCUCAACAAGUCCAAAUCAGCCAGCACCACCCCCUCUGGCUCCCCGUGCUCAUCCCAGCAAAGUGUAUAUCCAGCAGGGGAAAGCAGUGCCCUGUCAGCAGCUCCUAAAGCAGGCACCGGAACACAGCCUUCCUGGAACCCUUUUGGUGAUGACAACUUCUCUAAACUCACAGCUGAGGAGCUGCUCAACAAGGACUUUGCCAGACUUGAUGCUAAAGCACCAGAAAAGGCCUCUACAGAGAAUCUGAUUUCAGGUUUGCAGCCCACGGCUCCAAAUAAAGGCUUUCCCCAGGGAACAGAGAAGUUGAUAGAGGGUUUGAAGUCUCCAGAACCUUCCUCCUCCUCUUCCUCCCUGCUUAUCCCUGACCUCCCCCUGAAUGACCCCUUCAGUCCUGCUGACACCACCCAUGCUGGGAUAGAUUCUCUGAUUCCUGGGCUGGAAUCUCUGCAGACUGAUCCUACAUCCGCACCAUUAUCAGACUCUUUGGGUGUAGGAGAUUCACUCCUUGGCCCCCUGCUCUCUUCUCCAUGUUCUGGGGCUCAGAUGCUGACCUUGCCCCUCUCCUCCACCCCUGCUCCGCCUCUGGAUCAGCUCACUCCUGCUUCACUGACCAACACACAGCCCCAUCAGGCUCUGGAGUUGGCUCUGGACAAAAGCCCUGACAGCCAGUUCGACCCCAUUCCAGUCCUCAUCUCCAAAACACCCAACCAAGGUGGUAGCAACAGUGGCAGCUCAGAGACCACUCUGCCCAAUUUGGCCUGCUCCCUGCUGCUGGUGGACCAGCUCAUCGACUUGUAGAAGACACAGAGAGGGUGAUGGGAAGGAAGGGGGGAGGGAGGGAAGGAGAGAUAGAGAGGAAUGCAGAGAAGCUUGCAGGGGAAAAUGUGCAAUUCUUGAACAUAGCUAGACUUCACAGUACAAACUCUCUGAAUUUAAAAACAUCCCAGAACUCUGUGUCCUCCUAAAGUUUACCCGUUUGACCUAUUGACUUGAAAAACUCUCCUCCUCCCAUGUCUGUCUGUCUGUCUGUCUGUCAGUCUAUCCGUCAGUCUUUCUGUCCUUCUGUCUGUCUCUCUGUUGUUCACAUCCAUCACACAGUGUGCCAUUGUUUUUCUGUUGUUCCAUAUCAUUUCCAUUGCUAUGGCUUUUAUUGCUACACUCUUAAUCCACUUUAGAUUCAUAGGCUGAUGCUCAAAAUCCACCUCAGCACAUCUGAACAGCACCAAGUCUUCAUCCUGAAAGUUUACUUCCAAAAGCGCAUCUAAUAUUCGGGCAAACUAUCCAGAAUUGGUUUGUUCCAUUAGGGUUGAAGCUUGUUCAGUUUUGGACCAAAACCAAGCUCCCCUGUCCUAAACAAACAACACUUUGUUCUUGAAAGCAGUAGUUUAAGAUGCCAAAAGGCAAACAUUGUUUUUCUCUAAUCAUAAAUGUGGUAAUGCCGUCAAUCAGGCAAAUCAAGUUUGGUGUCAGAUAUUUGACUUUUCUAGACGUUUUACAAGGCUAACUUUGAGGUAAUUGAAGCUUAUGAACCACAAUUAAAUGUCAAGCACCUGCAGGCCUAAAUCAUCACUCUUAAAUCAGUGGUUAUGGGUGUUCUGUAAUCUGUAAUCUCUAAUAGACUUGCUUAUUUGGUUUCUGAUAUGAUGUACUUACAAGGAGCUGUAUGACAGACUCUCCUUUUUAUAUUAUGUGUAAUUAUCUUAUCUAUUUCAUUCAUAUUAUAUAUCUAUUUUUUUCAUCUAUAUAUCAGUAGUUUUUAGGUAUAACUGGACCAUGAGAUUACAGUUUCGUUCCACCUCUUGUACCACAUUUGAUGCAAAUUACAAAGUCUCCUUGAAUUCUUGAAAUACCCUGUUUUCUAUAGAAAUAAAUCAUAUUACAAACUGUCCUCUAUAGAAAUACCUUGUUACCUAGAGAAACAGACCAUAUUCCAAACUGUCCACUAGAGAAAUGGCUUGUUAUGUGUAGAAAUACACUGUAUGAACUACUGUCGUGGAAAAUGGGACACCCCAAUUAAUACUUUUUAUAUACAUAUUUGAAUACAUGAUCAUGUAAUCUUCAUUUGAACAAAAAUGAGAGGUGGAUGCAAUACACUGAUACACCAUAUAUUGGCGUUAUCACCCACAGUGGACAGAGCUGUGGGUGGUAAUGCCUUUGGUGGGUGAUGUAUUCCUGGUAUACACGUGACACUUUGAAUCACAUUGUCUUGCUAUGAGCACAAUGGGCAUUGUUUAGCCUCAGUCACAAGAUGACACCUCACCCAGCGGUCUAAUGUGCUGCCACUAUGAGCGGGAGGUCGCAGGUUUGAACCCCCACUCAUGCAGCUUUGCCAUCAAGCUGCCGGCGCUCAGAGGGAGCACAAUUGUCUCUGCUCUCUCCGGGUGGGUAGAUGGCGCUCUCUCCCCAACACGCUUACGGUUGCGCCGGGCGGCACGCGGCGUCUGUGAGCGGAUGUAUCAGAACCUAGCCGCUGUGCUUUCCUCCAAGCGCUCCAGCUGCUCAGGCAAUGAUUCAUCAGCAGCAGCUCAAAAAAAAGGGGUGACUGACUUCACACCUGUCAGAGAAGGCGUGUGCUCGUCUGCAUCCUCCAAGAGUUGCAGGUGCCACCGGUGAUGGGUACGCACAAAGGGGUGGGACAAUUGGAUAACCAAACUGGGAGAAAAUGGGGAAAAAUCUGAAAAUAAAAUUAUUUUAAAAAAAGAUGACAACUUAUACAGGUCUGGUCCCAAGUUCUCAAGUUGUCUCCAUGGUCAGUUUGCAUACUAAUAUUCCAUGAUUUUUGGCAUGUCAUAAAAGGAGACAAUGCACAAGAUUGAUUUUCAUGGAAGGUGUCCAGAAAGCAUCAGCGCGGGUCUAAAGCUUCAUCUGUCUGUUCAUGUGAGUGCAUUGUCCCAGAAAUCUUUUUUGUUUGGGUGAUCUCUGGCUGACUUUAGUCUUGCCCUUAUGGUUUUAAUGGGGUGUCCUACUUAAAAGCAGAAGGAUGUAAUGUUAUUUAUGAAGAUAGACCAUGAGACUCACUGUGGUCAAUUAAUACUUUUAUUUAAACAUCAAACAUGCCUUGCCUGAUCGACUGCAUUUAGGGUACACACUUGAUUUCUCAUUGAACUAUCGCUUUAAGCAAGAAAUGACAUUCCUUCGAAAGCCAGACGUAAGCGCUGACCUGUCCAAAGAUGUACGCUGGCCUUCUUAUCCCCCUGCGUGACUUUGAAAGAAAAGAAACAGCACAUUCUAUCCUGGCCAACAAGAACAGGAGGGUGAAAACUGCAGUGUAAAGGGAAUCUCUCUGCUGAGCUUUACCAGACGUCUUUGCUCGAUGACGUCGUGCAUCAUAUCGCAGUACUACAGUACAAACCUCAAGUCCUCAAUGCUACCUGUGAUGGCAUGUAAUCCUGCCUGCUGCUGUUAGGCUGACCUUAGGCCCUGCCCAGCCUGUACACCUUCUAGCUGUGGUGUAGGCCAAGCUCUGCAUGUGCAAUAUUGAUGAUAUAGAUAUAGAAAUAUAUAAAUAAAACAUAUCAGCAGUACUGCAGGUAUAUCCAGUCACUCAGUGUGUUUACGCUGCUGUGUUUGUGCUUCUGUGAUCACUAUGACAUUUUAGCAGAGUUUAGAAAUCUAGCUUUAUUUUUAUCUCAGGUCAGAUCUUGUUUGUUUGACCCCAAACUCAUUCAUUAAUUAAUUCAUUCAUUCAUUCAUGAAUUCAUUCAUUCAUUAUUUCAUUCAUCCAUCUGUUUCCUUUGCUUGUGUUGCUGCUUGUGCUUUGUAUCGUCUUCCCGAGUCCCAAGUUCUACCAGAUCCUCCAUGUUUUGCUUUGUGUCUACAGGUCAUUCCUUGUCAUCAAGGUUUAAUCUGUCAAGUGGUUUUACUGGCCAUGUCCAUAUCUUCUCAGUUUUGAAGAGCAAUAUUGAUGAAACUCUUUUUUUUUUUUUUUACUGAAAACAAAACAUGAUUUGAUAUUCAUGUUUUAAGUAAAAACAUUUCUUUUGAUCAGAUGAAAAAUUGUCCAUUUAUUAAAUAGUAUAACAUCAGUAUAGUAUAGUAGAGACAUGGGUAACAUUGGUGCCUGAAUGUUGUGAACCCUUUAAAAUCUGUCUGUGAGCUGAAACUGGUGGGAGUUUGGGGGUCAUGCAGCAAAACAAUGACCCAAAGUUCUCAUUAUCUGCUUUUAGUUCUCAAAACGUUCCAGCACCACUUUAAAAAUGCUUGUUUUGAUUAGAUUAAUGUUAGCCAAUCACAAGCCAAAGCUGGUUAUUUUCUGCUUAAUCUGUAAAUGCUAGUUUAGAUAAUGUGGAAUAGGCAUUGCAAAUGUAUUUGCAUCUGCAAGGCAUUAUUUUAACAAUAAUAACCCAAAAUAAUGAUGAUGAUAAUAAUAAUAAUAAUGAUAAUGAUAUAAUACCCAAAAAGCUACACGCUACCAUGCACAGUAGUUGGGGAACCAUGGGAGUCCACCUGCAAUCAUAGGUGUGCUUCUUUUGGCUGUACUUCAAAGUGCUGCAAUUAUUUAUAAAAUGAUUGGUAGUUUGCAUAAGCUGGUAUACUCAUACUAUAGCUUAACUAGAUCCUGCAAGUUCUGCUAAUAGAAUAGAACUAUUUUAAGCAGAUUAACAUAAACCUAUUGGCCCCAUACCUAAUACCAACCAUGGGCUAGAGAUGUAUAAAAUCCCUCAGUAUUCUCUGGAAGGAUUGUGCUCCAUCUAGUACUUUCUAGAUGAGUUGGGGAUGAGGUUGGAUAGUGAUCAUCCUACAUAACCUCAAUAAUGCUCUUGUAGCUUAAUGCAAUCAAGUCCUCAAAGCAAUUCUUUAAACCCUAGAGUUGUUACUGCCAUUGUUACUGGCCAAGACAUCAUAAUAAUACCCUAAACCUUUAUAUACCUGGAAAAAAGUGGGUUCAGAAGAGCUCUAGAGUUCUCAAAUGGUAAAAUUUGAAAGGAACUCUAUGCCUAUGUAUACUGGGAAGGGUUUCUUCAAAUAUGCCUUUCAGCAAUUACAUAGAAGAACCACUUUAAGAAGAAAAUGCACCAAGUGUAUGUUCUUCAGACAUUUAAAUGGUUCUUUAUGGGACCAAACGUGGUUCUUCUGUGCCAUCGUCCAAAUGACUAUUUGAAAGACCUUUAUUUUUAAGGACACAGUGUAGCUGCAUUCUUCACCGCAGUCACACAAACCGAUUCCAACAACCCAUGGCUCAAUAUACAGUUAAUCAGACAGUGUUAAUAGUUGAUGGUCCUACAAUUGUCACAAUAAUCAACACUAACCACCAAUCCUGAGGAGGAUUGAAGAAGAGAUCAUUGAUGUUGCUCUUUAAUAGUCUAGUUUUGCACAAGUUGCAAAUGAGUAUCUUCUGUUUGCGUUAAAUGUAGCUGUUGAUCGUGCUUCAGAUGAAUGUAUGAAGAGUGUCAAUAUGUAUAAGUCUGCUCUGAUGAUGAUCACCCGUUUAUUUAUUUUUUUAGUUCAUUUUGUGUUAACAUGUGAUAUUUUUAAGUUCUGUACUGUAUAGAUCUGUACUUUCUGCCCUCUCUUUUCUCUCUCUUUUUCUCUCCCUCACUUCAUAUUUUACUGUUACUGCUAGAUUUAGCCGUUUGAGCUCUUGAUUUGUAACAAGCAUCUUCUGCUUUAAAUUUUGGUUACUGGGCUUGACAGAUGAAGACAAAAGAAGCUUUAAUUUUCUUCAUUCUGCAUUGUAAAGAGAGAGUAAGAGAGUUUCUCUAGGCUCGCAUUUAUUUUCUUUGUUGCACUGGGCUUAUGAUGGAAUUGAAUUCCUGAGGUCACAGUUCUAUUCAGUGUUUCCUGUUACAUAAGAUAUUUGUGAACAUCCAUGUUCAAUUUCCUUCCUUCACCAAGAAUUGUUGGAAGUUACUAUGUCUAUCAAAUGUUUGGGGACACUUAGAAGUGUAAUCAUUGUUUUGAAAUGAUUUAAUUUUUAAAAAUUAAAUCUAAAGGAAUAUCUUUGGAUAAAGGAAACCCAGCCUUGGGAAUACAUCUAAAACUCCACACAUAUUAUCUCAGAUUGCAGCUGUGCAAACCAAUUGGGUCCAAAAGAGGUUUAUUGUUUAAAUCCCCCUUGUGCCAGCAAAACAGCCCUGAUCUAUCAAGGCAUGGACAUGUACAAGAACUAUUGGGGUGUCCUGUGGUAGCUGACAACCAGACAUUAGAAGUAGAUCAUUUAAAGUCGCGUUCACACUGCAUGCAAUUUUCUGUGGUGUCUGAUAUGGUAAAAUCAGGCUGCCAAUCAAAGCUUAGCUCUGUUCAGCAGCAGAGCCCUGGAGUCAUGACUACAGACCAAACAAAUGAGCCUAAAGAGAUAAACCAGCAGAGAAGAUCUUAUACUCUGAUCCACACACUGACUAUAAAACUACAGAGCUGAAGGAAAUAGGUUCCGAAAUGAAGCUAAAAGGCAGACGAAUGAGGUACAUUACAUGCCCCUUGAGCUUGUGUGGAGGAAGAUAUUAAAGAGCAGAUAAAAGGAGCAGAAAACUUAUAAAUAAACUGAAAGAAUGAACCUUUAUGAGAGCUGUGGAAUGUGUAAAAACACAUUCCAUUGGUUUCCAACGUCAUAUUAACACAAAAACCCAACAUUUAGUGAUGAGAUACGGAGAACAAAACCCAACGACUGCUGAACUGGAUGACCAUCAAUCAAAAUUCAACAUGUGUCAAACAUCGGCACUUAAUAUAAACCCAGUGUGGUUUUUUUUUCACUGAUAUGUGACUGUACAAUGUUGAAGUCUGGUUGAAUUUUGAUUUUUAAUCAAAAAAUUCAACCAGAAUUUAGCAUUGUACAGUCAAAUGAGAAUCAAACACCUUUCCUGACUCCCAGUCUGGCUACUGGGGUUUGUUUAAAAUUUAAAAUUUCCAAAUGUCCCCAAACCUUUGGUGUCCAGUGUACAUCUUUAUGUAAACUUGGAUAACACCACCACAUAUCAAAACUACCACCUGCCAUUCAUUAUAGGACCUUUUCACAUGUACACACAUAUAUUUCACUAUAGGAAGUAUUUGGCGUAUGUGAAAGCACUACUGUAACGUAACAUCAUUUCCAUUGAGAUGUUUUUGUUAGUAAUUUUACUUUAAGUUAAAGUUACUUGUUUCAAGUUAAAGAAUACUCUUCUAUUUCAUUUACUUUGAUGAUAUUCAGUCAAUGCAAAUGUAGUAAAGUGUCUACAAUCAUGUUUAUAUCGUAAAUGAGACUUGUAUAUUAUCGUCAGCCUUGCCCGUCUCCUCUCUCCCCGCCCGCCUGCCCGCCCACUCUGUCCGCAGUACAUGUCGUUAGGUCUUUGGCAGGUUUCAGUGUGGCUAACCUAUGCAAUUCUACGGUAGUGCUCUAUAUUACUUGUAGACACACAGCCUGUGGUGUGGCUGGGUAGUUUAGUGUUGCAGGUAGUCUGACUUUCUUGUGUUUCUGCAGUGUAUUAUUGCGCAUUCCUGUCAUCAUAAAGAGAAAAUAAUGCUACCAUGAUGAUGAAAUGAGUCUGAUCGAUACUUGAGUACCGCAGAGGUUUCAUUAAUCUGGAGAAAAAGAUGUAUUAUCUAUCAGCGUGCUCCUUCUAUUUUUAUGAGAUGAAAAAAAAAAUAAUUUCAAAACGAGUGGGAUGGUGAAUAAACAUGUAAAUGUGAACAGAUA
This is a messenger RNA of Astyanax mexicanus (Mexican tetra), 11128 nucleotides long. It is a transcript of the gene aak1a, whose product is annotated as AP2 associated kinase 1a. The record is from RefSeq and is a predicted model, not a curated record. The transcript is spliced from 20 exons. Lineage: Eukaryota; Metazoa; Chordata; Actinopteri; Characiformes; Acestrorhamphidae. Gene Ontology annotation, biological process: protein phosphorylation. Bases 1474 to 4317 code for a protein of 947 amino acids. Gene Ontology annotation, molecular function: protein kinase activity; ATP binding.